Molecule: messenger RNA, 6009 nt
Organism: Hylaeus anthracinus
Lineage: Eukaryota; Metazoa; Arthropoda; Insecta; Hymenoptera; Colletidae
Product: early estrogen-induced gene 1 protein
Exons: 10
Coding region: 801-2882 (693 amino acids)
Source: RefSeq, a predicted model, not a curated record
CAAGCUUCAGUCGAGACGCGUCAGUUCACAGACGACCUCCGUUCCGUCGAAUGUGAGCGGAAGUUUUAUUUGACUGUACAAAAUUUUCGAGUUCUCGCAUCGGGCAACUCGCCGUCAAAAUUGGUGUUUCCCGAAGGUCGAACUGGUGAUCAUGAAAAGUGUGAGAAUGUCCGAGAUCGGCUAGCAUCGGCGGGAAAUCGAGGAACAAGUGGAAAAACGACUCUCGGACGGCGAGGAUGGCGUGCAAAAGUAAUUGCUGUUUUUGAUCGUCGGGGACAGAGAGAGAGGAUCGCGGAAGGCGCACACGUCCGUGCUGCGAGAGACGAACGAUGUCGGCGAAGCUUCGAGCGAGAUCUGCUCUGCGGGCUUCAAGCGUUCAACUUCGCAGCACGAGAAGAACGAUCGUCUCGUAAGACAGAGAUACGAAGGAAGUCGUCUUAAAAUCAUUGCUGGAGAAACCAAGAUAUAGAAACAAAUUAAGAAACCUGGGGAAGUCUUAGCACUUGCCUUGCGAAGAAGUAUUUUGAUAAAAUAGUGGACGAUUCGCUGCAAGAGUUCGACGACCGAAUCGGACGCGAUCGUUGGGUAUCGUAUCGUCGUCGAUAAUCGCACUCGACGGCUAAUCUUCGUUGUUCGACGCGUGCUUGUCGCGCUCUACGUGCCCGAGGAGCUCGAGGAUUCGCGAUCGAAGCUGGAGCUGAACCGUGGAAUCGCGAGUCCUUUUAUUCCUGCGUCGAAGUUAGCUUAGUGCACCGAGCGUGUGAAACGCGAUCAAAGUGAAGUGUCCCGGUCUCGGUGAGAUGGCCUUCAUGAUGAAGAAGAAGAAGUACAAAUUCUCGGUGGAGGUGGACCUGGAGGAGCUCACCGCGGUGGCGUUCGUCAACGCGGUGCUGUUCGCCAAGCUGCGACUCCUCGACGGCGGAUCCUUCGUGGACCAGUCGACGAGGGAGGAGGUGCAAGAGCACACGGUCAGAUGGAACGCCAGAUUCGAGUUUCUGUGCAAGAUGAGUGCCAACGCGUCCACCGGUGUCCUCGAUCCGUGCAUCUUGAGGAUAUCCGUGAGAAAGGAAUUGAAGGGAGGCAGGUCCUUCCAGAAGCUCGGCUUCACCGACCUGAACCUCGCCGAAUUCGCUGGAGCUGGACUCUGCAGAACGAGGUGCCUUUUGGAAGGUUACGACGCAAGGCAUCGACAGGACAACUCCAUGCUACGCGUUGCCAUCAAAAUGAACAUGCUGGCGGGAGACAUUCUGUUCAAAGUACCCUCUCCGUCGCUGAAGCAAACGCAACUCGCAGUGCCAGGGGUACCAGGUAUCCCUGGCGUGACUGCCGACGAGGUGGCCGCGUCGGAGAGGUGUACCAACCGAGAGGACUAUGUCUCCAGCGGGUCGUUGGCUGGAAGCAUAGCCAGCGCCAGCAGUGGUUUCGGCAGUCUUCCCAAAAAGAGGCCUGCUCUCUUUACCUCAGAGCUCCUUAGCGGAGCGGAGUCGUACGAUCCCAUGACCCUAAGCGAGAUCGUACCAACAGCUCUUCCAGUGGAGACACUAGCUGAAGCGCACACAGAGUCGGGUCACUCCCGCAACAGCAGCAACACCAGUCAGCUGAGCAAAGGCUCGGGCUACGGGUCGUUGAAUUCCCAUAGUCAGCAUAGUAGGCAGAGCAGUAGUGGUGACAGUGGCCACAUUAGGUCACCCUCCUGGCCGGUAUGGGCUCCGCGCAUUCCCAACCCGUCUCAAGCCCUAUCCACCAACCAGCAGCCCCACAGACCCGACACAUGUCUCGAAUCCACCGAAUCCCCGUCCUCGUCCUCCCUGAUGCUGCUGGACCCACGUAACCGGUUCUGGUCCGCGUCGAGUCCUCUGUCGUCCCGCGACGGGAGAUCGGACGUGCGGAAUUCGUCGAGGGGGAGAACGAGUGUCGUGGCCGUCCCUCUGACGUCCAACGAUCAGACGUCGUCGUCACGGGCGUCGAGGAACGGUGUCACGAGCGACGACGGUCGUCUAGGUGACACCGACAACGAGAACGCCGUUGACGACGAUGACCACCAGGCGGGCGUGUUCAGGGUACCCGGGCCCCAGGACGUGCCGCGACACUCGCGCAAGAAUUACGAGAGGAACAGCUUCGAGACGCGAAACGAGCUUAACGCCGCAAACUCGACGUCGAAGGACAGAAACGGGCAACAACAGAUUAGUAGCGCCGUGGCCGCGCCGGUCGCAAAGCCGAGAAUCGGUCAGCCAGGUUGGACGAGCAUAUCGAAAACCUGCGACUGCAUCGAGAAAGGCAAGACCAGCCCGGUUUUGCGAUUGGCCGAUCAGGCCAGGGCUGUAUCCUCCCCAGAUCCUCUUCAUAGGCCCGAUAACCCCAGAGCCUCGCUACGUUCCGCAACGACCGCUCAGACCCUCAGGGGUAUUGGCGGAGGCCACCGGAAGUUGCUGGACGGGGCGGGGGGCAAGCUGGCUACGGUCGCCACCAGCCCAGCGGACUCCGAGGAGUCCUCCUUAGGGGUACCGGAAGUCGCUCCACCGAGCUCUCAGCACCGAAACAGCAUAACCCCACCAAAUCCAUCCGGCGGCUCGGGUCUCAGCGAAACGGGAUCUUUGGACCGAGCAAAGGCCGCGUUGGAGCGUAGGAAAAAGGCUGAGGAUGGCACAGGGAAUCCCGUGUUGUGCAGGGUCGAAGUGACCAGGCCGAAUGCGGACUCUCUCAUCGACGAGCUAAUCAAAGCAACGAAUUUGGAGCAGACGGAUCUCGAGAGCUCCGAAACGACAGGGCUUCAGCUGUUCAUCGCGAAGGAUGGUACGACAGCGCUCGGUAACCACGAGGUGAAGAGCCAGAUGCCCGCCGGUGUGUUCAAGCAGGUGGUGAUGGAGGAGAAUAAUAGGUAACACGAAGCUAUCGCGACGAGGAGGCAGUACGCAAGACAGGCCAGCGCCACGUUCUCUUUGGCUCUGGUGCCAGAGCUCGUCUACGAGGCCUGCGAGCCCCGGUAGUUGCGAGGACAACGAUACGAUAUGCCAGACGAGGGAAUCGUCGAGACGCAGAACACCGACGAAACGCAACGCGAAUGCAACCCCGACGACCGUCGCCUGAUUUAUCAUGUCAGUUGGCGUAGCCGUAUCCUGACGACGUUCGGUGCUUCGCGGGUUUCCCAGGCAUGUCGAACCGAUCGCUUAUUUUUCGAAAAUGACCAGUCCCCGUUUAAAAUAAAACUCAGGAACGCUUCGUUCAAUCCGUGAUACGCAUAACCUCGCGAUAAAUUAGCGAACGCAAGUUAUACUGAUAUGAAUCAGUGUUGGGAAAAAUCUAAUCGACGUUUAAGAAUACCGACUAAUCAGCAAUUGUGACCAUCGAUAAGUUAUUAAGCGGUCGCGAUUAAUCGCAAUCUUUUGUUGGUUACUCUGACAAUUACGAGUGUUGAUUACAAGAUUGGUCGUUCUGUAUUAAUUACAAGGAUCAUCUAUGCUACAUGAAUUGAUGAUCGAUUAUCUCAUGAUAAUUUCAUUCAUGACAAUGUAUAUAUUCUCAUGGAUGACGCUUGUUCGGUUGACUACGUCAAUACUCAAAAGAAUUUCUCGAUUUUUUUGCAGUUACCAAGGCUUUGCCAUCCCAUAAACACCGUUUAAAAUCAUCAUCGCAAAUCUUCUUUUUUUUUUCUCGUGUUCAAUCGAUUUACGUUUCAGUCGAUCGUGUUGAAAGGUGAUUGCCUGGUAGCCUCGAGCGGUGUGCUGCGAGGCAAAUGAAUGCAGGAGUCUGUAGGUAGGUAAAUAAAUAAUCUAAAAAAUAUCAGAAUCCACAGACCGCGGGCGGACCGAAUUCAUUUUGGCUCAAAGGGCCAAUUACAUUUCGCCGCUGAAAAUAUUUUAAAAAGUAUAUCCCCUUUAAAAAAAAAAAGAGAGAGAAAAAAACAACAACUCCCGUAGAAACAAGUGAAAGGUGACGAUUAUUUAUAAAAUGAUACAAGUACUGUAAUUCCUUUAAAGGCAUUCUUUGUAUUUCGAAACUAUCGACACGAAUCUAUGGUCCCAAUGAUAGGCAAAAAAAUGGAGAAUCAAGGAUUAAGCGAGACACAAGAUGUGACAGACCUCUCGUUUGACAUGCCUGGGAUAAAACUUAAACGAAGAAUGUCUCGUUUUCCCCGUGUAACCGGUCGAUCGUGUCCCGAUUUAGUCUUAAAUUCGGGCGAUCCCCAAUCCGUUGACUCUGUUCAGGAUCCAAGACUGUGAUCGAAUGUUGAACAAGCGCGAAGGCCGAAACGCUUGGCGAAGGAGGGAGGUGAUAAAGCGCAGGCAUGAACGAAACUGUUCCUUAGACAUAAAUGACGAAUAUCAAAUAAAGUAUAAACGCUCGUUCGAUAAAAAUUAGACAAUGAAAUAUUUUACGAUGAACGAUCCAAAGUUUAACAGUCGAAUCGAAUAAACGUCACGAAUAAAUUAUUCUUGUCUAUAGUCUUAUUCGUCAUCUUUAUUCGAAGUUUCGCUCAUCCCUGGUGGGAACGCCUCUGCGGCAAGGCGCGAGAGUCGGGGUCGCGUUCGAGCGAGGAUUCGAAAGAUGCGUGUAUUUUCUUCCGCGAAGUCGAGGCACAAUGAUUCCCCCUACGAGCGUGCUUCGAGGAGAAACGUUUAGUGACUAAACUUUAGUCGAUAAUGUUUUAGAGACUACGGUGUCCCGAGGACACGUAGCUGUACAAAGGAGCGAAGCGAGAAAUAUAAACGUUACGGAGAUACCAGUGUUGGGCGGUGUGUAAUCAAAGUUGCGAUUGAAACGAUCGCUCGCUACGAUUGACGAUUGAAUUAAUCGUGAAUUGAUCAGAGAAUAACCAUCGAUGUAGUCAACGAUGGCUGGUACAGAACUCGUAGCUUUCUUUCUCCCGAUUAUCCCUACGAUCUGCUUGGAUGUAAUUUUUGUAUUUACGUUCUCUUUUUUUUCUUCUUCUUUUUUUUUCUUCUUUUUUUUUUUUAAUUAUUUAGCGACAGGAGAAUGGUAAAUGUUUCGUGUAUGUAUUAUUUGUUGAUAGGACGGCACAAGUGAGAUUGCAUAACAUUUUGAAAUAUAUUUAUUGAGACACACACACGUACGCAUAUACACAUUGAAAUGUAUUAUAUCAUCUCACUGUAAUUUUCUCUGUUGUCAAAUAAUACCCUUGUGCAACGAGUAAACCAACGAUGCCUCGCAGGCGACAUACGAUUAAUUUGGCCAAUCGAGGGUUACAUCAGUUAGAAUCAGGUAUUCGAUAUAAAAUUGAUACCUCGUGAUCGACAAAGAUACAGUCAAGAUCGUUCGUUCGAUACCGAUUUUUCCUUGGAAUUUGACAUUCUAUUUAUGGGCGGACGAUAAAGUUACGACGCCUCGAGGUGCUCCAUCGUUCAAUUUUUAUAUUCUUUUUCAUAAGUCGAAAAAAGAUGUCAGGUUCAUGUAUCAUAAAUUCGCUUCUCAGGAGAUAGGUAAUAAAUCAAUGUUUUCAACGUGAUGGAAGAAAAAUUAAGACAUCAGCGCAGUCAAUUAUUUAUGAAAUGCGAAAAAAUUGGUUUUAGUACUUUUGCUCGACGAUGCAUAAGAAUAGAUAAUAUACUCUUCGACUGUUGCGUAAGAUAAUUCUUAAACGACUUUCCAACGCGCAAACUUGUAUUACACUCGGCACAAUAACGAUUACUUUCCUCCUGGAAUGAAUUUUUCUUUUUGCUCCGCAGUCCUCUGUUCUUUUUUUUUUUUUUUUCAGACGACAAAACAUGUCGGACGCCGUGGAGCACUCGUUGGGCUAGUCUAGAACAGCCCAGCAUUUAAAAAGAGAAGUCUCGGUUAAUUAGUCAUUUUACUAUUCACUCAUUCGAUCAAAAUAAAAAUUCAUUUCGCGUUACCCUCGGACUACGGAUUUUAUACAUUCACGACGUACAAAUGCGUACCAGCCAUACAUCAAAUAUAUCAUAACAAUAUUAUUUCAUUUUGCAUGAGUGAGCAUAGCUCUCGGUUAUGUUUUGCAUACGUUUCAUACACAUAUUAAUUGAUAUAAUUAAA